GUGGCUUUCCCCGAGGGAGGGAGCUUUCUGGAUGCUGUUUCUCCCUGAAACCCUUAGCUGCUGGCCAGCACCCCGGUGAGGGGUGCUUCCCCCUGGACAGACUCACCGACCCUCGGGACAGUGGGGCAGGCACUGCCCCCUCCCCUCAGCCCGCCCUGGUCCCAGUGAGAACCAGAUCGCGGCGGUUACUCUGGCCGCUGCGGGAGAGACAGAGCCCUCCUGUCCCCAGCAACGCCUGAGCCGCGCCUGGCAGGUCGUUGUUCGCAGCGAGUGUCAGAGCGAGGGUGGGUUUCUGUGAAGGCGGCACCGUCCCGUCAGCGUCACAGAGAGCCGCCUGGAAACCAGCAGGACAGGCCUGUGUGUACCGUCUGGUGCCAGGGCCGUGGGAGGAGGCGGCAGGAGGCCGUGGUGGGGUGGAGGCCCUUGGCGCAGAGGGUGCAUGGGCCUCGGAAGCGGGAGGGGAGCCUCAGCGAGCAGGGCGUCCGCCUCGGGCCCGUCUGGGUUUGGGUGAAGGAAAGCCCUGCGCUCACGGGCGCCGGCCUCGCUCAGAGCGAGCGCGCUGGAUUGUGAGAUAGAAGAGUCUUAGCAUCUCGGCUUCACGAGGGAAGAACAGCUACCUCGGAGCCGUGGGAAGAUCAAGCCUGUUUCAGAACUGUAGACUCCAGCGGGCCAAGUUGGCGAAGAACUACGGCGUGACCCGCAUGGACCCGUACUGCCGACUGCGCCUGGGCUACGCCGUGUACGAGACGCCCACGGCCCACAACGGCGCCAAGAACCCGCGCUGGAAUAAGGUGAUCCAGUGCACGGUGCCGCCGGGCGUGGACUCCUUCUACCUGGAGAUCUUUGAUGAGCGCGCCUUCUCCAUGGACGACCGCAUCGCCUGGACGCACGUCACCAUCCCCGAGUCGCUGAAGCAGGGCAAGGUGGAGGACGAGUGGUACAGCCUGAGCGGGCGGCAGGGCGACGACAAGGAGGGCAUGGUCAACCUGGUCAUGUCCUACACGUCGCUGCCGGCCGCCGUGGUGAUGCCACCUCAGCCCGUGGUCCUGAUGCCCACAGUGUACCAGCAGGGAGUCGGCUACGUGCCCCUCGCAGGGGUGCCCGCCGUGUGCGGCCCCGGCGUGGUGCCCGUGGCCCUGCCCCCGGCCGUCGGCGCGCAGCCCCGCUGCAGCGAAGAGGACCUGAAGGCCAUGCAGGACAUGUUCCCCAACGUGGACCGCGAGGUGAUCCGCUCCGUGCUGGAGGCCCAGCGGGGGAGCAAGGACGCCGCCAUCAACUCCCUGCUCCAGAUGGGCGAGGAGUCCUAGGCGCGCCUGGCGCCGCGUUGCCUCCAGCCUGGCUGCCGGCCACCCUCCCCGGGAGCCCCGUCCCAGCCGAUGCCCGUGAACGCGCCCCCGCCCCUCGGCCGUCUGUGUAGCCCCCAGUGCACACCCUUGCUUGGGAUGCAUGUGGUCUUGGUCCCUGCAGCCGCGCUCGAUGUGGUCGGGGCGGUGGGGUCCUUUCUUCCUCCCGCUCCCGUCAGAGAAGAGCCGCACGCAUCUGUGUCCUGUGUGCACACGCCCACCAUCCUACCACCCAGGGCGCACGUCCCCUCCUCGCUGUCCCCAGAGGGUCCCCAGGGCACUCGUGCUGAGCCUCCAGGUCUUACUGCGGGCUGCAGGGGCGCCCUUUGGGGUAACCCGUAAUUCCAGGCGCCUAGAAUCCAGGAACAGCCGGUUUGGGUUCCCUUUAGGACGUCCACACUGAAAACCCACCUCCUGCCCCACGGGGGCUCCGCGGGCCGCUCGCCAGUGUCCUGGGCCAGCCUCGGCCCGCAGGCCAGCACGCGUGCAUGCGGGCCGGACCUGGGGGCGAAGUCUGGGGCCCUGUCUGUGCUCAGCCCCUGGGCCCCUGCGUCUGUCCUGCUGUCUCGCCAGCUCCGUGCCAUGCUGUUCGAGGGGCCCUCCCUGUGACUGGGGCGUCUUUGUAUUGGUUUAUUAAAGGGUCUUUAGGAA
This is a messenger RNA of Phacochoerus africanus (Common warthog), 1994 nucleotides long. It is a transcript of the gene TOLLIP, whose product is annotated as toll interacting protein. Gene Ontology annotation, molecular function: ubiquitin binding; ubiquitin conjugating enzyme binding. NCBI's taxonomy places the organism in Eukaryota, Metazoa, Chordata, Mammalia, Artiodactyla, Suidae. Bases 702 to 1307 code for a protein of 201 amino acids. The transcript is spliced from 5 exons. Gene Ontology annotation, biological process: ubiquitin-dependent protein catabolic process. Gene Ontology annotation, cellular component: cytoplasm. The record is from RefSeq and is a predicted model, not a curated record.